Pieris rapae (cabbage white) is the source of this 375-nucleotide messenger RNA. RefSeq names its product general odorant-binding protein 72. The transcript has 4 exons. Gene Ontology annotation, cellular component: extracellular region. Bases 10 to 375 code for a protein of 121 amino acids. The record is from RefSeq and is a predicted model, not a curated record. Gene Ontology annotation, molecular function: dibutyl phthalate binding; odorant binding. NCBI's taxonomy places the organism in Eukaryota, Metazoa, Arthropoda, Insecta, Lepidoptera, Pieridae. Gene Ontology annotation, biological process: sensory perception of smell; olfactory behavior.
AUUUAACAGAUGACCCGGCAACAAUUGAAAAACUCUGGGAAAUUAAUGAAAAAAAGUUGUAUCCCCAAAAAUGAUGUGACAGAAGAUCAAGUUGGUCAAAUAGAGCAAGGGAAAUUUAUUGAAGAGCGAAAUGUGAUGUGUUACGUGGCUUGCAUAUACACUAUGACUCAGGUGAUUAAAAACAAUAAGCUUUCAUAUGACGCUGUGAUUAAACAAAUCGAUACUAUGUUUCCGGUCGAAAUGAGAGACGCCGUAAAAGCUUCUGCUACUCAUUGCAAAGACAUUAGUAAGAAGUAUAAGGAUAUAUGCGAAAGUGCCUAUUGGACGGCAAAAUGUAUGUACGAUUACGAUCCAAAGAACUUCAUUUUUCCAUGA